This is a messenger RNA of Spodoptera litura, 1409 nucleotides long. Lineage: Eukaryota; Metazoa; Arthropoda; Insecta; Lepidoptera; Noctuidae. The record is from RefSeq and is a predicted model, not a curated record.
UUAUCGGACUUGCAAAGUCGCAGUUAUUUGUGAACUAGUGAUAUAUAAACUCUAAUAGUGAAGUGUCUAAAUACUAUAGAAAGUGUAAGAAACGUUUGCAUAAAGUUGCAAUCCACCGUCUCAGACAAUAAUUAAGUGGUGUACCAACGAAACGCGUAAGCGACAAGCUGCGCACGGCGCUUACGACCUUCUUCUCGCGACCGAGAGUGCGCGCUGUGCUACAGAGUACCGGACAAGUUAAGAAUAUACCUCAUAAUUAUUAUUUUUUUAUCUAAUCCUUUGUCUUGGUGUUAUUGAUACACAAACGAAUUCCGCUAGUAUGUCUUAUCAAUCCGUUAAAUCAGCGAGUUCUAAACUGUUAUGGGGAUGCUGUAACCAAUCGGAGGAUAAUGGGAAGUAUGCUAAAUGUAUUAAAUGUCUUAAAGCAUACCAUAAUACAUGUCUUUCCUUACCUGAUGAUCAUGAUAUACCUGCCAAGUGGCACUGCCCUGAGUGCUUAAACUCGGGCCCAAAACGUACCAAAUCUGAUAACACUCCUUUACGAAACACCUCAACAACCAGAAGUAAUAAAAGGCCAGCGGUUGGAUCCCCACCUUUAGCGCCUGCCGAAGUUACAUUAGCACAUGACGAUAUUCGUCAAGUUAUAGAGGAAGUAGUUGGAAAGGCACAAACUGAAAUGUUAUCUAGGCUCACGGAAAGUAUGAAAUCUACCCUGAGCCACCUACUGAAACCAAUAAAGGAUCAAAUGGAGAAUAUGGAAAAAUCCAUGGCAUUUAUGAACCAACAGUACGAAGAUCUCUUAAAAAAGUACACUGCUUCGGAGAAAAAUUUAAAGGAGUUACGCAAGGAAAAUUCAGAAGUAAAAGGAUUUGUAAGCGAUUUUUCGUCACGGCUAAUUCAACUGGAACAGCAUACCCGAGCAAACAAUGUUGAAAUUCAAUGCCUGCCCGAAAAAAGACAGGAAAACUUGAUGGAAAUUGUGUCACAGAUAUCUAAAGUGGUAAAAAGCGGUAUUCGAGACGACGACAUUAAGUACUGUACAAGAGUCGCAAAACAGAAUAGCAACAAUACCCGCCCGCGUGCUAUCGUGGUACAACUAGCUUCCCCACGUUGUCGGGAUCAACUUAUCGCAGCUACCGUAAAAUUUAAUAAGCUUAAUCCAGAUAAUAAACUUAAUACAACACAUUUAGGAUACACAGGAACCAAAACCCCGAUAUAUGUUGCGGAACACCUGUCUACCACCAACAAGGCACUCCAUGCUGCUGCGAGAAUUAAAGCCAAGGAAACUGGAUAUCAAUUUGUCUGGGUGAGGGGCGGACGGAUUUUCAUGCGAAAAGCACAAGAAUCAGAACACAUUCUGAUUAGGGAUAUGGAUACGCUAAAUAAGCUUUCCUGAGUUAAGUUUUAGU